Messenger RNA from Oncorhynchus gorbuscha (pink salmon), 4337 nucleotides. Its product is annotated as inaD-like protein. Gene Ontology annotation, molecular function: protein binding. The record is from RefSeq and is a predicted model, not a curated record. The coding region runs from base 127 to 4167 and encodes 1346 amino acids. Lineage: Eukaryota; Metazoa; Chordata; Actinopteri; Salmoniformes; Salmonidae. The transcript is spliced from 33 exons.
CACUCCCAUCACGUGACAUCAAAAGGUUUUUAAAGCAACACAUCCGACGACUGUGUCGUCCAAGAUCCAACUCGUGUGAUUUCGUACCGGUUGCGUCACAAAAUAUAUCCAGACUGAGGGAGGACAAUGUAUGAAAAUGUCCCAACAGUCUCCACAGUGGAGCGCCAGCAGGUGCUGCAGGCCUUGGAGCGGCUCCAGGCUAAGAUGGCCCAGAGGGAGGAGUGGACACACAGUGAGAGGCUGGGGGUGCUGAGGGAUGCCCUACAGAGCCCACUGCUAGGACACAUCCUCACACUGCAGCACUCCAUCAAACAACUCAAAGACCAGCUGAACUGCAUGCCUCCCGACACCUGCAGUGAGUUCAGCUUCUCCAGGAAGGGCCAGCUGAUCGUCAGUGCCAGCCGCCCGGCCAGCAGCCUGUGCACAUCCGGCCCCGGCUCGGUGCUGUCCAACGGCUCAGCCCUCUCCUCAGUGGGUCUCCGCUCCCCCGACCAGCUCCAGAGAUGGCUCCGCGCUGCCGCCAAGGGGAGGCCAACUGAGCACAUCAGCCUGCCCAAGCCCCUGUCUGGAAGCCUAGGCUUCAGUGUGGUAGGCCUGAGGCCGGAGGGGACUGGGGGCCACGGGGUCUUCAUCAGACAGGUCCAGCCUGGAAGCAUCGCACACAGGGAUGGGCGCAUGCUGGAGAACGACCAGAUCCUGGUGAUCAACGGGACCCCCCUGGACCAGAGUGUCACCCAGCAGCAGGCCAUCACUCUGCUGCAGCAGCCUGGGGACAGAGUGGAGCUGGUGGUGGCCCGGAACCCAUCAACUGCCACACAGCACACACCACUGCUCCCCCCCGGACCCAUCAUUCAAAAUGAGCAGUGGGGCCAUGUGGAGGAGAUAGAGCUGGUGAACGACGGCUCGGGCCUGGGCUUCGGUAUUGUUGGAGGCAAGGCCACAGGAGUGGUGGUGAGGACCCUGGUGCCAAACAGUGUGGCUGAUAAGGAUGGGCGUCUGCGUACCGGCGACCACAUCCUGCGUAUCGGGGAGACCCCCACGUGGGGCCUGGCCAGUGACCAGGUGGUCAAGGUGCUGCAGGGCUGCGGGAGCCGUGUGCGCAUGCUCAUCGCCCGUGACCCCUCGGGACAGCCCUCCACCUCCUUGCCGCCCCCUCCCCCGCCCGCCGCCAGUCCCGUCUCAGCCCUGCCCCCACUGCCUGGAGUCGGACCCCAGCGCAGGCUCAGCAGGACUCCCAACCUGGAGGGUUAUGAGAUCCAUGAAGUGCCUCUGAUGAAGGAGGAGGGCCAGAGCCUGGGCAUCUCCAUCAUCGGUUACAAUGCCUUUACCAGUGAAGACGCGUUGGGAGUGUUUGUGAAGAAUGUAGUUCCUGGGAGUGCAGCUGAGCAGAGCGGGAACAUACGCAUCCACGACAGGAUCAUAGCGAUGGACGGGGUUAGCCUGCAGGGCUUCACGAACCAGGAGGUUCUGGGGGUGAUGAAGCAGACUGGCCAGACGGUCCACCUCACCCUGGCCAGGAAGAUGGCUUCGCCCAGACCCUCACUGGAGAGGUCCCUGGACAAAGUCCAGAGAGAGCCGUCCCGUGUGUCUCUGAAGAGGUCUGCAGAGAUCAAAGCUCGGUCAUCAGACCUGCAGAGGGCCUCCAGCGUGGCCUCCAGCGUGGCCCCCCUACUGGAGCCCACUGAGACACUUCUGAUGAGCACCAGCAGAACACAGCUGGCCAGUGCUAUGGAGGGAGUCUCUCUGUCUGAGCUGGAGCUAAGGGCCAAAUGGGAGCAGGCCCUGGGGCCAGAGUACGACGUUCUGGUGGUUGAACUGGACCCUGUCAUCGAAGAUGACGCUGAGCUACAGAAGUACUCGAAGCUUCUUCCCAUCCACACCAUGCGUCUGGGGGUCGAGUUGGACUCGUUCGACGGCCACCACUACGUCUCUUCUGUGGCCCCUGAAGGCCCUGUGGCCAAACACGGGCUCCUGAGACCAGAGGACGAACUCCUGGAGGUGAACGGUGUGCAGCUGUAUGGUAAGUCGAGGCGCGAGGCGGUGGCGUUCCUGCGUGAGGUUCCCCCUCCCUUCACCCUGGUGUGCUGCAGACACCUGACCGAGGACGACUCAGACUAUCAACCAGACCGCCAAGACGAGUAUUGCUCGCCCAGCCCUGCCGUCAGCUUGUCUGAGCUGGAAACCAAGCUGUCCUCUGUGUUGAUAAGUCAGGCCUACCUCCGGGACAAUGACAGUGAACAACCUCCGGACCACGUGACCCUGCAGGAGGUGUCGGAUGAGGAGCCGGAGGAGCCAGCGCCCACGUACCCCAGCCACCAGGACGAGAUGCAGCAGGGGAUGAGAGGGGAAGAGGAGGAGGAUGAAGAGGGAGAGCUGGCUCUGUGGUCCCCGGACAUUCAGUUGUUGGAGCUGGAGAAGGGAGAGAGAGGCCUGGGCUUCAGCAUCCUAGACUACCAGGAUCCUCUGGACGUUGCGCGCUCCGUCAUCGUCAUCCGCUCGCUGGUGCCCGGCGGCGUGGCAGAGUGCCAUGGGGGCGUGCUCCCCGGGGACCAGCUGGUGUUUGUCAACGACACCUACCUGGACACGUGCACCCUGCCCCAGGCCGUCGAGGUGCUCAAGGCCGCCCCGUCUGGAACCGUCUACUUGGGCAUCUGCAAGCCAUUAGUGAUGGAAGGAGCAGAGGAGAGGGGACACGGGGACCUGGCGCUCCGGGGGACAGAGGGACAGAGCACGGGCCGAGAGGAGAGUGUGUCCCUCUUGUUUACACACUCACACCUGCCUGUUUCCAAGGGCUUUGCUGAUGGCUCCAUCCUCCCGGAGGAUCUUGGACAGGAAGAGGACGAACCCGAGCUGAUCCUGGACGGUAGCUUCCCUCGCUACACCUCACCUUUGACCCCUGCCUUGACCCUUAACCCCACCCCCACAUUGACCACUAGGAGCCUUAACCCCACCCCCACUCCCACCUUGACGCCCAGCCCAAAUGGAGAGGAGAGGGAGAUGGCUGUGGAUGAUGAAGAGGAGGAUGGAGUGGAGGAUAGGGAGGGGCAGGUGGUGGACCCCUACCCCAGAAAACCACCACCUUCGUGGGGAGAGUGGGCGAGAGACAACGGAGGCCCCGUCCCGCCGGCCUCUGUCCACUCUGGAGCUCAGGAAAAGGUGGAGGAGAUGUCCAAUCCAGACCUGCAGCCCAGAGCCCUUCUUGACCAGCUCUCUCUGGGUCAGUCUGUGGACUCCUGGGUGGAGACGGGUGGGGAUAGUGAGGCAGACUCAGACUCCAGGAACGGAGGAUCAGAACUCACCCUGACUGACACGGACACCGACUCGGUGCGUUUGGUUGACUCGGAGAGGAGGAAGAGGAGGGGCCAGGGUGGAGGAGGACAACACAGUGAUCUACCUGAGAGGGAGGAAGGAGAGGGAGAGGAAACCCCUGCGUUCAGCCACUGGGGACCCCCACGCAGGGUGGAGGUGUGGCAGGAGGAGGGAGAGUCCCUUGGCAUAAGCAUUGUGGGCGGGCACAGCGUCAUCAAGAGACUGAAGAAUGGAGAGGAACUCAAGGGCAUCUUCAUCAAACAGGUACUGCCGGAGAGCCCAGCGGGACGCACUUGCGUGCUGAAGACCGGAGACAAGAUAUUGCAGGUAUCAGGUGUGGACCUCCAGAAUGCCAGCCAUGAGGAUGCGGUCCAGGCCAUCAAGGCAGCUCCCAGUCCCGUGGUCUUCAUCGUCCAGAGCCUCACUGCCACGCCGCGGCCUGUCUCGCUAACCGCGCCCAGUUACAACAAACACAAGGCAAAGAGGAGAGUCAUGCCGAACACAGCAGUAGGAGGCGCCCCUCCCCCGAUGAGACUCCCCCCGCCCUACCGGCCCCCCCAGUCAGCUGACAGAGGAGCAGGACGAGGAGCUGGAAGAGGCCAAAGAGCGGAUCAGGCUGCGCUACGGGGAGCUGUGCGGGGAGCUGCUGUGUGUGGAGCUGGACAAAGAGCGCCACGGUCUGGGCCUGAGCCUGGCGGGGAACCGCGACCGCGCCUGCCUCAGUAUCUUUGUGGUGGGCAUCAGCCCCGGGGGCCCCGCUGCCAAAAACGGAAACAUCCGUGUUGGGGACGAGUUGCUGGAGAUCAACAACCAGGUCCUGUAUGGCCGCAGCCACCUGAACGCCUCAGCCAUCAUUAAGAGCGCCUCGUCCAAGGUCAAGAUUAUCCUCAUCAGGAACGAAGAUGCUAUCAACCAGAUGGCCGUUCCCCCCUUCCCAACUCCUCCUUCUGUCCUCUCCUCCACUGAGGCUCCUCUCCCCACACCACCAGCAGCAGCAGCGGUAUCAGCCUUGGCCCCCACAGAGAAGC